GAGCAUAUGCCAAGGGCCUGGCACUGCCACUUCCCUGGGCGGGCGAGUCCCAGCAGUGGGCAGAUAGGUGGGGCCGACCCAACAGGUUCCAGAGGCCAGGGGCAAUGGGGUGGAGCCUGGGUCUGACUUAGGGUAGCAGCAGGUUGGGGAUCCUGCCCCACAUACUGGGCGGGCGGGCAGAAGGCUGUUUUGCUGGUAUCUUCUUCCUGCUACAGCCAGCCUGGGGUGCAGGCCAUGGCGCCUGCUGGCAGGUGAGCAGCCAGGUGGGCAGGCAUGUUUAGAAGCCUAAGGCCUGGGGGCUUGGGAGCCCAGGGCAUGGCGGGACCCCUGCGGGGCCGGGUGGAGGAGCUCAAGCUGCCUUGGUGGCGAGAGGCCUCACCACUUGUGCUACGGCACAGCGAAGCCGCCCGGCUGGCAGCCGAUGCCCUCCUGGAGCGGGGUGAGGCUGCCUACCUGCGGGUCGUCUCUGAGGAGCGGGAGCUGCCCUUCCUGAGUGCCCUGGAUGUGCACUACAUGACCAGCCAUGUGCGUGGGGGCCCUGAGCUCAGCGAGACCCAGGGGCCGGAGGCCGCAGGGCCUGACCACCUCAGCCUGCUCUCCGAAGUCACCUCGGGCACGUACUUCCCCAUGGCCUCUGAUGUAGACCCCCCGGACCUGGACCUGGGCUGGCCCGAAGUUCCACAGGCCACAGGCUUCGCCCCUACCCAGGCUGUCGUCCACUUCCAGCGGGACAAGGCCAAGAACAUCAAGGACCUGCUACGCUUCCUCUUCAGCCAGGCCCGCACGGCGAUAGCUGUGGUGAUGGACAUAUUCACUGACAUGGAGCUUCUGUGUGAUCUCAUGGAGGCUUCGAGCCGGCGUGGUGUUCCUGUCUACCUGCUCCUGGCACAGGAAUACCUGAGGCACUUUCUGGAGAUGUGCUACAAAAUGGACCUCAAUGGUGGACACCUGCCGAACGUGCGUGUGCGGAGCACAUGUGGGGAUACAUACUGCAGCAAGGCAGGCCGCCGCUUCACCGGGCAGGCACUGGAGAAGUUUGUCAUCAUCGACUGUGAGCAGGUAGUUGUGGGCAGCUACAGCUUCACCUGGCUGUGCAGCCAGGCUCACACGAGCAUGGUGCUGCAGCUGAGGGGCCGCAUCGUGGAAGACUUCGACAGGGAGUUCCGCUGUCUCUAUGCUGAGUCUCGGCCUGUGGAGGGCUUCUGCAGUGGUGAGAAGCCGUCGCCACGGGCACCACGCCCUCCUCCGGUGGCCCUGGGCUUUGGGCCUGGCAUCCCAAGCCCCACCUCCUCCUCACCCUCCAGUGCUAGCCUCAGCAGCGUCAAGCACUCUCCUCUGACGGGCCGCUCCUCCUACCUCGCUCUACCAGGAGGCUGCAGUGAUGAGGGUAUGGAGUCCUCAUCCCCAGGUCCUGCCUGCCGUGAGGCCAAUGGCCAGACCCCCUUGCAAUGCCAGCUGUCAGACCCUAAUCACGGUUCCUCUCCUGGACUCUACCUAGGCAACCUGGGCAAGCUGGGAGCAUCUGCAUGGUCCCAGGCCUUCCCUGCCCUCAACCACCAUAGCGCCAGCCCCCUGGCCCUGGCUGUGGGCUCACCUCUGCUUCCCCACCCACGCCUCUUCUUCCCCUUCCCCCGGGGUGGCCUAGGCCUGUCCCGGCUCCAAGAGAACGGGGUCCCAGGAAGCCAGGGGCCUAGCCCUCCACGAGGUCGCCGAGUACCUGGCCCAGCCCUGGAGACAGUGGAUGAGACGAAGGCAUAUCUGAGUCAAAGCCAUGGUCAGCUGGACCUCCUGGUCCCCUUCCCCAGAGCCCGAGAAGCAGGAGGCCCUGACUCUGGGGUUACCCUCAGCUCAGACUCACUUCGGCCUGGUGAGCAAGCCCCAGAGGACAGGAGGUUGGCCCCAAGCCAGAGCUACAACCAACUGGACCUCCUGCCCCAGGCCCAGGGUGCUGGAAGGACCCCUGAGUCAGGCUCCCCAAGAACUGGUGAUCGGGUCUCAGAAGACAGAAGGCUGUCCCCGGGCCACAGCCAGACCCAGUUGGACAUCUUGGCGCAGUUCUCCAAGGCCUGGGGCUCCAAAGUGCCCCCUGAAGCCAGCUCCCCAGUCAGGCCCAGCAAGCAGGGCCCAGAUGAGCGGCGGCAGACUCUAGGUCACAGUCAGCUGGACCUCAUCACAAAGUUUGGCCCAUUCUGGGGAGAGGGACCCGGGCCCAAUGGUCUCCCUGAUCUGAGCCCUAUUCGCCAGCCUGGAGUGGGCUCUGGGGACGAGAAGCGGCUGACCCUGGGCCACAGCAAGCUGGACCUCAUCACCAAAUAUCACCAAUUGCAGGGCACCAGGCAGGGGCCUGAGCCUGGCCUGCCCGUAGGUUCCACAGGUGGCCAUCGCAAUGGUGGUAGCAAUGACCUGUAUGGAGAUGAGAAGCGGCUGACCCUGGGCCACAGCAAACUGGACCUCAUCACCAAAUACAACAAGCCCAAGUUCAAGGUGCUCCGAAGCCGCUUUGAGUCCUAGCCGCACUCCCUUCACGGUCAGGUCUCUCCUCCACCCAUGGAGACUCUGGACUUGCUCAGGUCCUAGACUCUGAGCAGGGGCUGCAUGGGGAGGGAAGUGUCUAGGAGCUCAGGUCAGAUACUACCUGGGCUUACUUAUACACACAUACACACACACACACACACACACACACACACGGAAAUGGAACCCACUUGUCAGACACUGUGUUGGGUAUUCACACCAGUUACCUCUUCUCAUCUUCAUCCUUUCAACACCCUCUGUAUAAGUAUUAUCAUCCCUAUUUUAUAAAUGUGGAAGCUGAGGCCCAGAGAGUUUGGAUGACUUGUUUGGAGUCAGAUCCAAGUAAAUGUCUCUGCCUGACUCUAAAGAUGAUGUUUUUUGCAGACAGGACUCACAAUAACCAUACUUCACGUGUCCCGUGCACAGAAAAUAUACAUAUCACAGAAAUGCUCUAAAUGCUUGCACAAUACACACAGGCAUGCCAACAGGGUGUGCACUCACACACUGCACACCCACAGACACACACAACCAGUAAGCACACACAGAUCCAUGAGAUAAACCAAAACACUUAGAAUUCUAGUCGUAGGCACUCAAUAAAUGUCACUUGACAAAAUGAAUAGCUACACAAAAUACAUGCAUUCAGUGCGUGCUGUAGACCCCCUCAGGGUCCACAGACCGUAAUUAUGCACACAGGCACAUGUACACACAUGCCAACCAAUAUCUUCUUGAGCCUGAGCUGUGUACCCAGCCCUGGGCUGAGCAUGCCAUAGAGCUGAGGAAUGAGUCAGACUCAGUCCCUGGGAGACAAGGAUUAAAUGCACAGGAGGGCUGGGUGGAGACAAGGGGCUCCAAGCCCCCUCUGCCCUCACCGUGACAUUCUGAGAGACGGUAGGCUUUUGUAGAUUCUACAAAACAUGGGUCAGGUACUCCUCUCCAAGAGAGCAGAGCCAGGCCCCUGUCCUUGAGCCUCUCAAGGUGGACCUUGGUCAGCACCAUUUAUCCAGGGGACUGAAACCCACAGGGGACUGAAGAUGGCUGCUAAAUGACUGACCAAGUACGUAGGAGAGGCACAUGUGGAAACCGAUCAGCCGCCACACCCUGGUCCACCCUGGGCCCCUCCCUACCAACUUUCCCUAAAACCCUGCUUUAUCCACCUUCUCCCCCCUCUCCAAUAUCUGCUUUGGUCUGGUUCCCUUUUAUUUGGCUGCAUCUCCUUUUCCAGCCUCUGUCCUGGUUGUCUACAUCUCCCUAAAGAACACCCUUUCCCUGGGUGACCUCAUCCAUCCCAGGCUUCAAACCUAAAUCUCAUUCCUCAGCUCUUAACUCUCCCUUUGCUCCAGAGAAGGCCAUCUUCCUACUUCGUGGAUGUCUGUCCCGCACUCAGGGCCAAAUUAAGGCAUGUGAAGGCCCUAAACACUGAUAAUCUGUGGUACACUCUCCUCUGCUUACUCAUACAUUUGAACAGGAUAUGUGAGUUAUAUGUACAUGCAUAAGGGAAACCCUGGUGGUGUAGCGGUUAAGUGCUAUGGCUGCUAACCAAAAGGCCAGCAGUUCAAAUCCACCAGGUGCUCCUUGGAAGCUCUAUCGGGCAGUCCUACUCUGUCCUGUAGGGUCACUAUGAGUCUGAAUCAACUGAUGGCAACAGGUUUAGUUUUUAGGUUUUUGUAUCUGUGUGUGUAUGUCUUAGCUAUCCAUGAAGUAAGUUCUUUUUAAAUGGGACUAUAAUUUUUUUUUUUUUUUUAAUAUUAGUGAUUGAACGCAAAAGUGACAUAUGCCUUUUAGCGGAAUGAGAUGAACUAGAUCAUAAAAUUUUUAGUGGAUGUGGGAUACUAAGAUUUUUACUAUAUACCACAUUUUUUACAAAAAGAAUAUUCCAUAUAUUCUACAACAAAGAAAAGUGAGUCAGUGAAUUUAGUUGUUUCAUCAAUGUAAAAUUCUGUGGAUCUCCCACAACAAAAAAUUGACUUUCACUAAUUUUGCUUUAAAUGGCUCAUCCAUCAGUUUUGAUGCUUGUUUCAUAAUAAAUGCUAUAAUUAUAAAUGAACAAAUGAAAAGAUGUCAUAAAAGGAAAUUUAAUAAUCAGAAAACAAAUAUUAUAACAAUAUGUUUUAUUUUGAGAUAGAUCUUUCAUCUCUAACAUGUUAUGAUUAAAAACAUUUCUUUCUAUUCUUUGCUCUUACAAAUUCUUCAAUGAUUUUCUCACAAUUAAGCUGCUAAAAAAAUCUACUUCCAUACAGAAUAAGGACGGUGAGUUUAGUCUUUCUUGACUCACCGUUGUACACUGAGGGUUUCCGAGUUUCGUUAGGAACGAAAAUGAGCAUUCUGUUGUGCAGUUUGUGAUCAUUAAAGUUAGGAAUAUGUGUAAAGCAAUGGCAACAUUGAGAAAUACGCAUUGUAUUUUAUCUUCUAUUAUGGAAUCACACAUGCCUACAUGAGAAAAAAAUUGUCUUUCCUGAAUAUAAAUUUAGUUCUCGUUUAAGAAUGAAACUGUCACACUUCUCUGUAAAGGUUUGUAUUUAAGUUAUCAGGAUAAACCUGCACUAAUUUCUGGGAUGCCUUCAUGCAUUCUUUAUCAGGUAUAUCCACAUUUUUUAAGAAGGAAAAUCUAUUUGAUAGAACUUCAUACACUUUUGCCCUUCUUUUCAUGCAGGAUUCAAGUAUGUCAAUGAUAAUGUAGCACGUGGUUAGGCCAAAUUGAUCUCUGGUACUCAAUACUUCUGAAGCACUUCCAACAUUUACUUGUUUCUUUCUAAUUCUUCUGCCAUGACGAACUGCUUGAUAAUCAGUACUUGGUAGUGUUUGUUUUGUUGUGUUUUCAGAAUUUUCAAAAUCUUCUCUUCAAUUAUGUAAAUACCCUGUUAAUGACUGGUAGAAAUCCACGCAUGUCUUCAAAUUUAUUUCUGAAUCUUGGAGAACUUGACUUGUCUGAUGAAAAUGCGGCAACAUAUUAUUCCACAUAAGCAACAUAAAUACAUACUCUAGUGUUUGCGUUUUGUUGAUGUUUUCAGCUUCUCUUUAGUAUCUCCUUUUUGUGUCUGCUCUUCAGCAAUAUUUUCUAAGGCACCUAGAGUCCAAGUGUUCGUUUCCGGGACUGUACUCAUUGGUACAAUAUGUGCUUCCCAACGUGUAUUAGAAAGACAUUUUAAUACUCCAUCAUUGCCUAAGUAUGUUUUAAGAGCUGCCCAUCAGUGGGUAGAGGCAGCAAAAAUGUAUAAAGCAACUGAAUGGUAGAAAAAAAAAAUCAACUGCUUCAGGACAACAAUCUACUGUGCUACGUCCUACAAGAUUAAGUGAAUAUGCAGCACAUGGUAUGAAAAUGUCAUAUUCAUUACAUUCUAAAAUUUCCUGUUCCAUGCCUUUAUAAUGCCCUGACAUAUUGGCAACAUUGUCAUAGGAGUGGCCUCUGCACUUAGAAAAAUCAAUUUUGCAAACUUAGUGACGAACUUGGGAAAAGGAUUCAAGACAGCAGCCUAGUCAGACGCACCACUCUGUGCCUCUACAGCAAAGACCCGAGAAACACAGUAUAACAGAUACAGAGGACAAUCCUGGAACACUAAGCAUCAAAUGAAAGGACAUAGAAUUAGAUCAAACACUGACUAGAAAAAGAAACCAAAUGACAGCAGCGAACAGAGAAAGAUAUGGAGCAGAGGUGACCCUCCAGCUGGUCUGGCACAGUGGGGCCAGCAGCAUCUCUGGGUGAGGAAUAUAGGAAGACAAUGUCACAGAACUCCCAACAGGAGACAGAGAAACUACAAAAACAAACCUAGAGUGAAGCAAGUUGAGCAGGACAUGAGGUGAAGCUAAGGAGGAAAAGCAAAGGAAAGAGGAUGAGAGCUUCAGAGACAGGACCCAGAGACAGGGUGACACUCCGUGGCGGUACCCAACCAGUAGGGUGGGUGGCAAACACAGAGCAAUAGACAAGCCCCUCCUUUUUUCUUUUUUCUUUUUCCACCUCCCUGGCUAGAGAAAGCACCUGCACACACACCCCAGCUACCUGCCCCCCCUCCCACUGAAGAGAAUUCCUGCGUGCCCUCUGGCAGUCUGCCCACCUCCCCCCAGCCAGAGA
Messenger RNA from Loxodonta africana (African savanna elephant), 6577 nucleotides. RefSeq names its product family with sequence similarity 83 member C (gene SACK1C). NCBI's taxonomy places the organism in Eukaryota, Metazoa, Chordata, Mammalia, Proboscidea, Elephantidae. Gene Ontology annotation, biological process: epidermal growth factor receptor signaling pathway. The record is from RefSeq and is a predicted model, not a curated record. Gene Ontology annotation, molecular function: protein kinase binding.